Molecule: messenger RNA, 2413 nt
Organism: Galeopterus variegatus (Sunda flying lemur)
Lineage: Eukaryota; Metazoa; Chordata; Mammalia; Dermoptera; Cynocephalidae
Gene: RSPH10B
Product: radial spoke head 10 homolog B (Chlamydomonas)
Exons: 17
Coding region: 9-2297 (762 amino acids)
Source: RefSeq, a predicted model, not a curated record
UGAAGGGUAUGUUUUCAGAAGGACUCAUGCAUGGACAAGGGACUUAUCUUUGGGCCGAUGGAUUGAAAUAUGAGGGGGACUUUGUGAAGAACAUCCCCAUGAACCAUGGCAUGUACACGUGGCCGGAUGGCAGCACGUACGAAGGAGAAGUGGUCAAAGGCAUGAGGAACGGAUUUGGUGUGUUCAAGUGCAGCACGCAGCCUGUGUCCUACAUCGGUGACUGGUGCCAGGGCAAGCGACACGGGAAGGGCUCCAUUUAUUACAAUCAUGAGGGCACCUCUUGGUACGAGGGAGACUGGGUUCACAACAUCAAGAAAGGCUGGGGAAUCAGAUGUUACAAAUCUGGAAACAUAUAUGAAGGCCAGUGGGAAGACAACAUGCGCCACGGAGAAGGGAGAAUGAGGUGGCUGAGUACCAGUGAGGAAUACACCGGCCAGUGGGAGUGGGGGGUCCAGAAUGGCUUUGGGACACACACAUGGUUUCUGAAGAGAAUCCCCUAUUCCCAGUAUCCUUUGAGAAAUGAGUACGUAGGAGAGUUUGUGAAUGGAUGUCGUCACGGACAUGGGAAGUUUUACUACGCCAGUGGAGCUCUGUAUGAUGGAGAAUGGAUUUCCAAUAAAAAACAUGGCAUGGGCCGAUUAACUUUCAAGAAUGGGCGUGUGUAUGAAGGCCCGUUUUCCAAUGACCACAUAGCAAAGUUUCCAGAUCUUGAAGUUGAAUUCAUAAGUUACCUGGACCUGCCUUCAGAAAUUUCCGAAACGAACAAGCCAUGCAGAUCUUCCAUUAGUGCUGAAAUCGUCAGAAAGCUUGAUGGCAGUGAAAGUCAUUCCGUGUUAGGAUCGAGCCUUGAGCUGGAUCUAAACUUGUUGCUGGACAUGUAUCCUAAGAAAGAUCAACCAGAAGAAAAGAAGCAGGUAGAAUAUGCUGUUUUAAGAAAUAUUACAGAAUUAAGAAGAAUCUAUAGCUUUUACAGCAGUCUAGGAUGUGAUCACUCUCUGGAUAAUACCUUUCUGAUGACAAAGCUUCACUUCUGGAGAUUUCUGAAAGAUUGCAAAUUUCAUCACCACAAUAUAACUCUUGCCGAUAUGGACAGGAUAUUAAGUACCAAUAAUCACAUCCCAGUUGAAGAAAUUCAUUCUCCAUUUACAACAAUACUUUUGAGAACAUUUCUGAAUUAUCUCCUGCAGUUGGCUUACCACAUUCAUCACAAAGAAUACCAAAAUAGAAGCCCAUCUCUCUUUUUGUGUUUUACAAAACUGAUGACUGAGAACAUUCAUCCGAAUGCCUGCCGGGUAAAAGGCAAUUUAUUCCGGGAGCAACAGCGGACACUCUAUUCCAUGAAUUAUAUCGAUAAGUGCUGGGAGAUUUAUGUAGCUUACUGCAGACCAAAUGCAGCCCCUCCCCAUGAGCUUACAAUGAAGAUGAGGCACUUCCUCUGGAUGUUGAAAGACUUUAAAAUGAUAAAUAAAGAAUUAACAGCAACCAAAUUCGUGGAGGUAAUAGCAGAGGAUAAUCCUUUUAUUCAUGAUGGAAUUGACAGCAGCUUUGAACUUGAGCUGGUUUUCCUGGAAUUCUUUGAAGCUCUUUUAAGCUUUGCACUCAUCUGUGUUACUGACCAAAUGACUAAAUCCUAUUUAAAUGUUCCAAAUGAUGAUUUGUCUGGAAACAAACAUGGAAGUAUUUAUACACUAGUAAAUCAGAUCAGGAAGUCCCUAAGUGAUGAAAGAAUGUCUAAAAUUAAUUUAAAAUCUUCAGGAAAAGGGUUAACCUUUUUUCCAUCUCAAAAUGCCCAAAAUGUGACAUUUGAUGCAAACUCAGGGCCUGAAACAAAUGUGGAAGCAGUCUCAAAAUUCGAAGUCAAAGAUGAUAGAGGAUCACAACACACUGAUGAAGAAGAAUAUACUUGUAUUAAAGAAGGACCAGAGAAAUAUGAAAAACCCAAGGAAGAUCCCAAAGAAAAACUCAACACGUGGGUCCAUAAUAUGUAUAUCUUUUUUGUGAACACAUUCUUCCAUGCAUAUAAACAUGAAGAAACUCUCAAGGAGAAAAUAAAGGAAAAUAGAUUACAUUAUGCAGCAAUGGCUCAACAGAAGAAAGCUGAAAAUGAUGAGCUGGAAGCAAGGCUGAGUAUCUUAAGAGAGGAAGAGGCCAAAAGACAAGACUAUGAUGUUCACAUCACUGUGAUCAAGGAUCCGGCAGAUGUACCAUCUUCUCUCUUCACACCAAGCCCUCCCAAAGAGGACACAGCGAUGUCCCAGUCCAGCAAGUCCAUCACAAGCAAGAAGAAGAAAAAGUAAAGGAUACUUGUGUUGGGAAUAAGCCACAAGAACAACAAGCAAAUGUGACAGAGGCUUAGAACUGCAAGCACUGUAACAGAUAUCCUGAACAAUAAAAUUGUUUGCAUUUUUUUUGU